AUGUCACCCAGCGCCGCCGCCCAAGGUGACAGCCAAUACCUCGAGCGGGUGUAUUCUGCCAAGUCACCUUCCGAGCUCAAGGAGAUCUACGAUGCCUGGGCCCCAGAGUACGAGCACGACCUCGUUGGCUCGCUAGGCUACACAGCACCCAAGAAAGCAGCUGAUGCCCUUGCGGCUGUCCUUGCUCCGAGCCCCGACCUCAAGGUCCUUGACGCGGGCUGCGGUACUGGCCUGGUUGGAGUCGAGCUGCGCAAGCUCGGAUUCAACAACAUUGACGGCAUCGACUUGAGCCAAGGGAUGCUCGCACAGGCGGCCAAGACGGGCGCCUACGCCAGCUUGACCAAGGCCGACCUCUCUGGCCAGCUCGCAAUCCCAGGCGACUACUACAACGCCACGAUCUGUGUCGGCACACUGACGGAGGGGCAUGUCGGUCCGAAGCGAUCGCAGAGUUUGUCCGUCUGA
Cutaneotrichosporon cavernicola is the source of this 462-nucleotide messenger RNA. RefSeq lists its product as uncharacterized. The coding region runs from base 1 to 462 and encodes 153 amino acids. NCBI's taxonomy places the organism in Eukaryota, Fungi, Basidiomycota, Tremellomycetes, Trichosporonales, Trichosporonaceae. The transcript has a single exon. Gene Ontology annotation, molecular function: methyltransferase activity. The record is from RefSeq and is a predicted model, not a curated record.